AUGAAGAGGGAGAUCCUGACCCUGGCCUUCGCCCGCUCCGUCUUCGUGGAGUUUCUCUCCACCCUCAUCUUCGUCUUCAUCGGCCUGGGCUCAGCCCUGAAGUGGCCCUCGGCCCUGCCCAGCAUCCUGCAGAUCGCCCUGGCCUUCGGCUUGGCCAUCGGGACCCUGGUGCAAGCCUUCGGCCACAUCAGCGGCGCCCACAUCAACCCCGCGGUCACCAUCGCCUUCUUCGUGGGCAACCAGAUCUCCUUCCUCAGGAUGCUCUGCUACGUGCUGGCACAGCUGGUGGGGGCCAUAGCCGGGGCUGGCAUCCUCUACGGGGUGACCCCGGCCAACACCCGCGGCAACCUGGCCAUCAACGCGCUCAACAACAACGUGACCCCGGGGCAGGCGCUGGUGGUGGAGAUCAUCCUGACCUUCCAGCUGGCCGCCUGCAUCUUCGCCUCCACCGACAACCGCCGGGGCGGCAGCGUCGGCUCCCCAGCCCUCUCCAUCGGCCUCUCCGUGGCUGUAGGACACCUGGUGGGGAUUUACUUCACUGGCUGCUCCAUGAACCCUGCCAGGUCCUUCGGCCCCGCAGUCAUCGUCAGGAGGUUCAGCCCUGCACACUGGGUCUUCUGGGUUGGACCCAUCCUUGGGGCUUGCUUGGCUGCUCUGCUCUACUUCUACAUCCUUGUGCCCUACUGCAUGAACAUGUCAGACAGGGUGGCCAUCAUCAAGGGCACCUACGAGUCAGAGGAGGAGUGGGAAGAGCAGAAAGAGGAGAGGAAGAAGUCCAUGGAGCUGACCCCACCCUAG
Indicator indicator is the source of this 798-nucleotide messenger RNA. RefSeq names its product aquaporin-5-like. NCBI's taxonomy places the organism in Eukaryota, Metazoa, Chordata, Aves, Piciformes, Indicatoridae. The transcript is spliced from 4 exons. Gene Ontology annotation, molecular function: water channel activity. The record is from RefSeq and is a predicted model, not a curated record. Gene Ontology annotation, biological process: transmembrane transport. The coding region runs from base 1 to 798 and encodes 265 amino acids. Gene Ontology annotation, cellular component: plasma membrane; apical plasma membrane.